CCACUCUUCGUCUGCAAUGAACAGAAUCGUGCAGAUCACCAACAGUUCCAUGUCCAGUGUUGGCGGAUUCAAGCCCUUCAAAGGAGCACCCCGACGGUUCUAACUCUCCCCAGAUCAGCUUCAGCUUAUUUUUCAAAAAUACAUUUUUUUAAGUAUUAAGUAUAUCUUUUGAGUAUUGUGUUUUAAGAGGCUGGUUUCUAGCCAUAAGGUUGAUAUAGAAAUGUUUUGUUYUGUAUAGGUUACCUCAAUGUAUGGUUUCCUAACAGUUGUGCUGUGACUUAAACCCUGUGCACAUAAUGUUCAACUUACCUUCAGAAUAGAAUUGUACAGCUUUAGUUAUUUGUAACAAGUUUGAUGUUAACUGCUCUUCCCCUAACUGAAACUCCAUGUACCGUAUGUAAAAUGUAAGCAGAUCAAUGUAUUCUUUAACCAUCAUUUUUAGUUAUGCCCCUGGUGCUUCUGAAGGUUAUUAAAUGAUACAUCUUGCUCA
Molecule: messenger RNA, 490 nt
Organism: Salvelinus sp. IW2-2015
Lineage: Eukaryota; Metazoa; Chordata; Actinopteri; Salmoniformes; Salmonidae
Source: RefSeq, a predicted model, not a curated record